CGCCGCCGUGGAAACGCGUUGCCGGGGAAACGCACGCGCUGCGAAGAGGAAGGGGAAGAGGAAGAGAAGGACUGGUUUUGCCGCCUAGCUGACGUUCGCUUGCUUUUUUUUCUUUUAGACAUAUAAAUAACCUCUCUGAAAACUCAUUAUAGUACACUAUAGCGUGCUUUAUGCUCUCGCGCCAUUCACACCAACCUGAACGUAAUGGAGGCUGAGAAGGACAGGAUAAAGGAGCAGCUGAGGCUCCAGUUUCAGACCCUGCAGGAACAGCAGGUGCAGCGUCUUCAUGAGCGGCUGGAGAAAAAGAAACAGAUCUCUUUUGAGAAGGACGAGAUGAGCUCGAACGGCCAGGAGAGUCUGGACCUGUUUGGGGACGAGGAGGACAAGGGGGACUCCUUGCUGGUGCGGUCUACCUCCAGCUCCAGACUGCUGAAGAAGGAGAACGAUCAGCUCCAGGAGCGGGUCAGGGAGCUGCGGGAUGAGAACGGACGACUCCAUAAACUCCUGAGUGAGAAGGAGUUUGAGAUCAAGUACCUGAAGAAGAAGAGGGAGGAGGACAGGAUGGCUUUAGUGGGCACAGUAGGACUGGCAGGAGAUGCGGCAGCAACCAAGAUCGUGGAGCUUUCGAAGAAGAACCGUGAACUCUCAGCAGAGAUGGAGAGAGAGAAAGCCAAGAGCAAACAGCUGAACAACAGAGUGAGAGAGCUAGAGAGAGAGCGGCAAGAUACAGCAGUAUUCAGUAAUGGAGUGAAAGCAGACCACAAAUUGGGCCUGAGGAGCUCACAGCAAGAGGCUACUCCGCUGGUGAAGUCUCUACAGGAGAAACUGAACACGGCCCAGUUUAAAAUGAGUGAAUACCGAAACCAGAUCCAGGCUCUCAGACAGGAGCUGAAGGUCGCACAGAAGGUUCUGAGCAGUGAGGUCGGGGAGGACGUGUGUAUUCAGCAGAUCCUCGGUAAUCCAGGAAGCUGGAGAGGACGAGCGCAGCAGAUUCUGGCCCUGCAGAGCCGAGUGAGGGAUCUGGAACAGCAGCUGAGCUCGGCAUCCAACAGGAAGCAGCCAGGAGAAUUCAGCCCGGAGCAGUGCAACCUGGGAAAGGGAGUCCGCCAGAGGAACCAGGACAAGAACCAGAGCUAUAUCCGCACCCUGGAGAGAGACAGGAAGGAGGCGCUGGAGAAGCUGAGUGUGGAGUAUGAGCUCAUACUUAGUGAACACGCUGAGGUGAAGAAGAAGCUGGAGAGCAGCAAAGCAAGGAAUCACAUCCUGACUGCCGAGCUGAAAACCCUCAAAAGUCAACUGUCCACACUGACCGAGAAGGGUCGUCAUGACAACGAGCUCAUCGACGCAAUGCUGCAGGACAGGGUGGUAGUACAGGUGGAGCUGGACCUGAUGUACCACCAUAAUCAUAUGCUGUGUCCCCAAUCAGACCAGACCUGCUACAAUUCCCUUCCCAAUUCCCUUCCAGUGCCAGAACCAUUUGGGAACCCUGAGAAGCAGCAGGCUCACCUGCAGGCUGUGUUGAGUCAUCUGGGUCAGAAAGAGGGGCCGCGCGAAGAUACAGAGCAGAAGCGGGACCUACAGGAGGCUCAGAGACACAAUGACCUGAUAGCACAACUCAAACUGAUGGUGAAGGAGAGAGAGGAGAAAGUUCAGGAGCUCGAGCAGGAGAUCCAGCAGCUCACACUCACCAAACAGGAGGCAGGAGAUACAAAGGUGAACAUUAGCCACGCCGACCUGAUGGUUAAUGAGGAAGGAGACAGGAGGUCCAGCUCUGCCAGGUCAGUCUCAAAACUGGGACACAGACUUGUUGAGUCAGCUCUGACACUGUCUCCUGGAAACACCACUGAUCUCAGAGAGCAGUCGGAGGCAGCAUGCUCUGCGUGUGCCGCUCUGCAGGUGCAGUGUUCGGAGUUUAAAGCUCUGUGUCAGGCGGCUACCGUGGAGAGAGACCGACUGCUGGAGCUCACUAAAGUUCAACAGAGGAGAGAAGUAGAGGAGAUUCAGAAGUGUGCAGAGGCCGAGCAGAAGCUUCGGGAUGAGCGGCGCCGCUGUGUAGUUCUGGAGCAGCAGCUGCAGAGACUGAAGCUAGACCCUGAAAAAGCACAAAGAGUCAGUCGCAGCAUGACAGGUAGCUUAAAUGUACCUGAGAAACAGGAGGGUCUUUCACCCCGAAGAGCUGUGGAGUCAAUGCAUGACGCUCAGAUCAGUGAACUCAGUACACGAGUUGCUACCCAGAAGGAGGAGCUGGAGGGUCUGAGGUCAUCUUUGAAACAAGUCAUGCAGGCUAAAGAGGAAGACCUGCAGCUCUACAGCACCAUGAUCAGCCAGGUCAAGCAAGUCUUCCUUCAGGCUCUCCGGCAGCACAAACAGAGCUCAAAUCAGGAACUGUAGCACAGGAGUCUACCUAUCCAUCAGAUCUGAACUCCUGGAGACUCAGAGCAUCUAGGCUACAAAUCCUAGCAGUCUAUAUGAGAUUUUACUUUCCAUGGCCAGGAUUUUAGCAUCUAGGCUCCAAAUAUUAGAAAUUUGUCCUGGAUGUUAGCAUAGAUGCUCUAGAUCGUGUUGUGGAAAACAAUCUUUCCAGCCUAAGUCAAAAAACUUCAGAGACAGAGAGUUAGUAGAUGUCAAAAAGUAGAUAAACUUUAUAGAAACAAUAAUGUGAGACAGUCUGCAGAAAGUCCAAAUUAUGCAAACACACACAGCCCUUUUUCUACCUUUCUAUACAUUUCUUCAGAGUGAAAGGUACUCUUCUCAUCUUAGGUGGGGUUUUGCCUUUCCUCAUUAAAUCAGACCAAUCUUCUUUGCCACAAUUAAAUAUUCAUGUCUGUGUGUUAUCUUAAAUUUGUGGAGCAUGCGCAGUUAGUUGUUUUUCUUCAUAAGGUUUCAUGAGGACAUGGUUUCUUCUUUUUUUUAAAAAGGUUUCACUCAGGCUGAGUCCUGACCUUGAUCCACACUCGCCUUUUUUUAAGUCUUAUCCUAACGUGUGAGUUGGUAUCUGCCUCAAAGUUAUCUGCUUCUGUGGAGGAAGAUACAGGCUGGUACAGAAAGAACAAUUAUUGUGUUAUUGUUCAGUAAAACACAGAAUUCAUCUAACUCAGUCCACACUCAGAAUAUAACUUGAUCAAACAUUGUUCUAUGGAUUCAGGUCUUGCUUCUAACUAUUGAUUAUACAUAUAGAUUAUGCUUUUUAACUCCUAUUGAUUAUUCGAUUAUGCUUAUGUAAUAAUUCUAAAUGUUGGUUAUACAUAUUGAAUACACUUCAUUAACAUAUCCAAAUGUUAGUUACACAUAUUGAUUAUACUUCAUAAAUAUUUUCUAUAAUCGUAGCCCUGUAUCUUUGCCCAGUAGAUUUUACCCCAUGUAACAAAAAUAUGAGCCUCUUAGUCUCAGAUCUGAAGUUUCUGGGCUCCAAAUUGUAGUGUUCAUAUCCCAGACCCUAGUCACAACGGCAUAAUUUCCAAAUCCUAACCUCUAAGAUCUAAAGCUUUGCCUCAAGACUUGAGAUCUUGGCCACAGACCUUAGCUUCUAGCCCCAAAACUUUAGCAUUCACUUCCAGGCCCAACAUUCUGGCCUCCAUAUAUCAGAUGUUAGUCUUCAAGCUCAAGAUCAUAGUAUCUACAGACCCCAUGUUAUCGUACUCCAUGUUAUCUUAGCUACUAUAUCCUAGAUUUUAAGCUCAGUCCUGGAUUUUAGCGUCCUUAUAAUUUUCUAUUAGAUCUUAGUCUCCAGACCCCUAAUCUUUAUCCUCAGGCCAUAUGUUGUAGAUUCCAUUUCCCAGAUGUUAACCUCCACACUGCAUGGCUACCAGAUCCUAGAUUUCUUCAUCUUCUAGUCUCCAGAUCGUGGCCUCCUCUGUGUCUAACCUAGAGGUCCCAAAUCUUACAACAAGUUAGUGGACUUCCAUCUUUCUGCGUAUUGAAACUGAAGCUCCUAAUAGAUCCUGCGCUGAUGUUAAUGACACUGUGCUAAUCCCGGUGAAAUAACUGAUCGGAUACGGACAAGGCAGAGAUAAGAUGUCAGUAUGGCCGGCGUUAUGAGCCGAUAAGAACUGUGGGGAAACCGGACAGCUUUGUUUUAAUUACCUUCACCAGCAGUUAGGCUUGGAAGGCUAAAAAGACGCUUGUUUGUUUCUCCUGAGCCUCUGCUAACUGAAAUAAAAAUAAAAAUAAUUCUUUUAAAGUGUAAUACUGUGGCAGCUUUUUGGUUACUCAGUAGAUCCCACUUG
Messenger RNA from Ictalurus furcatus (blue catfish), 4226 nucleotides. RefSeq names its product coiled-coil domain containing 13 (gene ccdc13). The record is from RefSeq and is a predicted model, not a curated record. Bases 205 to 2391 code for a protein of 728 amino acids. Gene Ontology annotation, cellular component: centriolar satellite. Gene Ontology annotation, biological process: non-motile cilium assembly; cytoplasmic microtubule organization. The transcript is spliced from 16 exons. Lineage: Eukaryota; Metazoa; Chordata; Actinopteri; Siluriformes; Ictaluridae.